Molecule: messenger RNA, 1616 nt
Organism: Panicum virgatum (switchgrass)
Lineage: Eukaryota; Viridiplantae; Streptophyta; Magnoliopsida; Poales; Poaceae
Product: nudix hydrolase 9-like
Exons: 9
Coding region: 117-1013 (298 amino acids)
Molecular function (GO): GDP-mannose hydrolase activity
Source: RefSeq, a predicted model, not a curated record
UCUUGCUUUCCCUGGUUGCAGGCAGUCUUGCAGAGCAGAGCGUUUGUUAGCCCGCCGCUGUUGCGCGCCGGCGAACUCCUUCGUCUCCACCCCCCGCCACCCGCAUCAGAAGCCGUAUGGCCGGCACCGCCUCCGCCGCAGAUCCGGGGACGGCGUUCAAGCUCCUCCUCUCCUGCCCCGCCGGCCUCCCUCGCUCCCGCGUUUCGGUUAUGUUUGGUCAGUCGUUUGACAGGAUUCCCCAUCCGGAUGCAGCCUUAGAGGAAUCAAUAAGUGAGAUAUGGAACCAAAGGCUUCAGCGGAACCCAUCUCUAUACAACGGUACAAAGUUUCGGUAUGGAGGACAUGCUGUGUACUACAAAGAUGACUCCAAGGAGUACUGUGUCUCACUUCAUUUGGGUCUCACAGACUACAGGACAUUUGUGGGAACAAAUCUCAAUCCAUUGUGGGAGAAAUUUUUGGUCCCCUCUGAAGAUGAUCCUGUGCGUUGCCAACACAUGUCAAAUCCACUGGGCAAUGGUGCAAUUGUUGAAACAUCUGAUCAAAAGAUUAUUGUAUUGCAAAGGAGCCACAAUGUGGGGGAGUUUCCAGGAUAUUAUGUUUUCCCUGGAGGACACUCGGAGCCACAAGAAAUCGGCAUCUUGGGUCAUCAGACUGAUGAAGAAAACCUGGUUCCUCUCACUGAACGAGUUUCACAAGAAAUGUAUGAUGGAAUCAUCCGUGAAGUAGUUGAGGAAACUGGAGUUCCUGCGAGUUCCCUGACAGAUCCUGUCUUCAUCGGAGUUUCUUGCCGAGAAAUGAAUGUUAGACCAGCUGCAUUCUUUUUAACAAAAUGUGACAUUGAUUCCACUGGCAUAAAUGAACUUUAUUCUAAAGCUCAAGAUGGCUAUGAAUCGACUAAACUAUAUGCAGUCUCAGUGGAAGAGCUACGAGGAAUGAGUCAGCGAAUGCCUGGCUGCCACAAUGGCGGUUUUGCUCUUUAUGAAUUGAUGAGGAAUGAGGCCAAGAGUUUGUGAAGAUUCUGAGUUAAACUUAAACAGUCUUUCUUUUGCAGGACUGACUUGCUGAUUGGUGAUUGCAUUAAUACAUUAGAAAUAAGUGUAGAUAUGUUCAUAGCUGACACAAACACAGUGUUGAGCACCAUAUAUUCGCACCCAUCAUUGCUGGUCUUUAUAGUAGAUGUGCCAUUUCCAUCUUUGUCGGGUUGAUGGUCUCCCUAUACCCUUACAGAAGCUCUGGAAGAAAUAAAAGCACGAAGCUCGAAUUUUCCUCUGAAGACAGUAAUAGAAAUUAAAUCUCCAGUUGUUUCGCCAACUAAGGCACCCAAGGUCAGCAUUACAAUGCUAACUCACAAUGAGGGAAGACUUUAUAUUGUAAUGAUCUUUUAGGUCCUGAUCGACGGCCAUCGCUGAUGCCCUGUUUGUGUUAUCUUCCAACGAAAAAGAUAAUAUGUAGUGUAAGGACCCUAUGUUAGAGAACAUGUCCUGUGUUACAAGUGGAUUAGGUGUUACCAUAUUACCAAACAUGGUAACAUUUAAACCGGUGCAUGUAAAAUUGUAAUAAAAAUAUAGAUUGAUAGAGGAUGAAAUCAUCUACGUGCAUGAAAAAAUUGAGUUUGA